Manduca sexta (tobacco hornworm) is the source of this 3798-nucleotide messenger RNA. It is a transcript of the gene dl, whose product is annotated as A-agglutinin anchorage subunit. The record is from RefSeq and is a predicted model, not a curated record. Gene Ontology annotation, cellular component: cytoplasm. Gene Ontology annotation, molecular function: DNA-binding transcription factor activity; DNA binding. NCBI's taxonomy places the organism in Eukaryota, Metazoa, Arthropoda, Insecta, Lepidoptera, Sphingidae. Gene Ontology annotation, biological process: innate immune response; canonical NF-kappaB signal transduction; cellular response to stress.
GGGAUGCCAUGGCGGAGUUGAUCCUAUAUUAUAAAGUAAAAAUAUUUUUGCUUUGCAGACACUAGGUUUUUAAUUUGACUUAAUUUUUUCUUGAUAAGGUUGGACUUUUUAAUAAAAGUGAAAAAAUAGAUCCAGUUGAACCCAACACAAAAUUAUUAUUUUCAUUCUAUUUGAUUCUGAGGAACCAUAUGCUGGAUCUUCGAAAUCCAAGGUUCCAUGCCAAUGGAAAAUACUGUUAGCACAUCAUUUUGCUGGAGGGAGCAUCAUAAAAUCAAUUUAAAAGAUUAGGUUGAAAUAUUUGUAAUUAACUUAUUAUAUGUCCAAUUUUAAUUAAUUUUCGUCAUGUGUUAUAAAUAGCAAGUUAGUCAUGCAUUUCGUAUACAUACCGGCUUAUAUUGUUUAUUAAAAAUAAGUUGUACAGUUUGCUCAGUAUCAGUUCGAAAUAAACAAAUCAGUUCAAGUUCAUCCUCAGACGGAGGAGCACUGUUCAUUUAUAUUACUUGAUACGAACAUUUAAUAAAAAAAAAAAUAGUGCGUCAAAGAGAUAUUAAGUUAUACUUAAAACUCUUAUUUUCAUCGAUAUAUAAGAAUAUACGUCAAUAAUUAUUUCAAUAAUUUAUCGAAAUAAAUAACUUCGACAUAUAUUUGGUGCGGCGCUCAGCAUGAGCGAAGUGUAGUGUUUUUGUUUAACAAAAUAUAUUAAUCAAACCUGUUUUAGUGACAGUUUUAUUUCGGGAAUGCUAGACAGUAAUACUGUGUACAAGUUAUUGUUGGAGCUGCAUUCGUUGGAGUGUCCCGGCAACGUGCCCGGAAAUAUCUUCAGUUACCUCUCUACACCAGAAUAAUCCACAUUGCAGCCAUAUCGCUCGUCUGUUGUUCGGCUGUGGGAGUCUUCCGUAAACGAUGGCUCUGUCAAGGCCGCGACAGCUGCAGACGAGGCCGCGCCUGAUCAUCACUGAGCAGCCAGCUAGUAGCAAGUUAAGAUUCCGAUAUUCAAGCGAAGGCAUGUCAGGGUCGAUUCUCGGCGCGUUGAGCAGGCCAGAGAAUCCCACCUUCCCAACCAUCAAAAUAUUGGGCUAUACAGGCUUCGUGCGCAUCAUAGUGUCAUGUGUCACCAAGGAUGAGCCUUACAGACCGCACCCACACAAAUUGGUCGGCCGUGAGCACUGCCACGACGGCGUGUUCAUCGUCUGCACAGAGAUCACCGAUGAGAACAACGAGUACCAGUUCCGCAACCUCGGCAUCCAGUGCGUGAAACGAUGUGAGGUCGACGAGGCGCUAUGCAUCAGAGAAGCGAUGGAAAUCGACCCUUUCAGUACCGGCUUCAGUCAUCGCAAAAAACAGCAAUGCAUCGACAUGAGCGCAAUAAGGCUGGCGAUCCAAGUGCACCCGAUGUAUCCCAGCGGCUCAAUGCUCAAAUUUCGGCCAGUGGUGUCCCACGUCAUACACGACAAAAAGAAUGCGGGCGAGUUGCACAUCAGCUACCCGAGCCAUUGCAGCGGGCCCGCGUGCGGCGGUAUACAGGUCACAGUGUUGAGUGAGAAGGUAAUUCGCAAAAACAUUGUGGUGGUGUUCUACCAGGAUGACGAGCAGAUGUGGUGGGAGCAGGAAGCGAGCAUCAAGCGUGUACACAAGCAAGUCACGAUAUUGUUCAACACACCGCCCUACGUGUACCCCAACAUUACCAAUAAAGUCAAAGUUCACUUCCAGCUGAGAAGGCUGUCGGACGGAGCUGUAAGCAACUCGCUGCCCUACAUUUACCACCCCAACUAUGAAGUGCCAACAUACAUAGACAGUAAAAUAAGGAAGCCUCUCAAAUCCACAUCGAUCGGAUCAUUUUGCGAACAAAAUAGUCAGUAUGCUCAUAGUAUAACUCGUCCGCAACAUUCAAGCACGUCGCCGCUAUUUCAUCCGUUUUCACACGCGGAUGAAGCAAACAGAGCGACGAGCGUGGAGCACCCUCACCGCAGGUUCAUGCCGUGCAGUACUGUGUCACCGACAGCGCAUCCAAUGCACGGCCAUGCGUUAUUCGAAGGUACAAUGUACAAUGCUAUGUCGCCGUUAGGACGCCCAAUACACAGCACUGCAACAUUGGUGGAUUUCUCAAUGAAUAGUGCUGCGUCUUCGACAGCGCAUCUAUUGAACCGCGCUCCAUCAUCCUUGGAUACAGUGUACAGUGCUGUAUCGCCGCCCGGACCCUCAGUAGACAGCACUGCGACAUUGGUGGAUAUAUCACUGAACAGUGCUGCGUCUUCAACAGCGCAUCUAAUGAACCGCGGUCCGUCAUCCGUGGAUACAGUGUAUAGUGUUGUGUCGCCGCCCGGACACUCAGUAGACAGCACUGCGACAUUGGUGGAUAUAUCACUGAACAGUGCUGCGUCUUCAACAGCGCAUCUAAUGAACCGCGGUCCGUCAUCCGUGGAUACAGUGUAUAGUGUUGUGUCGCCGCCCGGACCCUCAGUACACAGCACUGCGACAUUGGUGGAUAUAUCACUGAACAGUGCUGCGUCUUCAACAGCGCAUCUAAUGAACCGCGGUCCGUCAUCCGUGGAUACAGUGUAUAGUGUUGUGUCGCCGCCCGGACACUCAGUAGAUAGCACUGCGACAUUGGUGGAUAUAUCACUGAACAGUGCUGCGUCUUCAACAGCGCAUCUCAUGAACCGCGGUCCGUCAUCCGUGAAUACAGUGUAUAGUGUUGUGUCGCCGCCCGGACACUCAGUAGAUAGCACUGCGACAUUGGUGGAUAUAUCACUGAACAGUGCUGCGUCUUCAACAGCGCAUCUAAUGAACCGCGGUCCGUCAUCCGUGGAUACAGUGUAUAGUGUUGUGUCGCCGCCCGGACACUCAGUAGAUAGCACUGCGACAUUGGUGGAUAUAUCACUGAACAGUGCUGCGUCUUCAACAGCGCAUCUCAUGAACCGCGGUCCGUCAUCCGUGGAUACAGUGUAUAGUAAUGUGUCGGCGCCCGGACAUGCAGUAGAUAGCACUGCGACAUUGGUGGAUAUAUCACUGAACAGUGCUGCGUCUUCAACAGCGCAUCUCAUGAACCGCGGUCCGUCAUCCGUGAAUACAGUGUAUAGUGUUGUGUCGCCGCCCGGACACUCAGUAGAUAGCACUGCGACAUUGGUGGAUAUAUCACUGAACAGUGCUGCGUCUUCAACAGCGCAUCUCAUGAACCGCGGUCCGUCAUCCGUGGAUACAGUGUAUAGUGUUGUGUCGGCGCCCGGACACGCAGUAGAUAGCACUGCGACAUUGGUGGAUAUAUCACUGAACAGUGCUGCGUCUUCAACAGCGCAUCUCAUGAACCGCAGUCCGUCAUCCGUGGAUACAGUGUAUAGUGUUGUGUCGGCGCCCGGACACUCAGUAGAUAGCACUGCGACAUUGGUGGAUAUAUCACUGAACAGUGCUGCGCCAUGGACUGCCCAUCUAAUUAGCCCGUUAUCCGUGGAUACAUUGUACAGUGCUGCAUCGCCGGCAGCGCAUCAAAUGCAUAGCAGGCCGUCAUCUACGGCUUCAGCUACACUAGAUGGCGAAUCAUUCAACUCGCAGAGUGAUUAUACUCAGCAAGGUUACACUUGGAGGACGGCGCAGUCGCAGUUGUCUUCGUGGGAGAUGAGCCAGUUACUGGACGACGUCAUACGGAACUACCCAGAUCUCGACUGUGACGAUGCAAUGCUAUCCUGCGGUUCCCACAAAGAUUGACUGCACCCUUGAGACUAUUCGUAGAUUUAAUGACUUCUUAUGUUUAUGCAAAUGUUAGGCAUCGAAAUAAAACUAUUAUCUGAUUGUAUUGCGAUU